UUAAAGAAUACAAAUCAACUUGAUUUUUUUUUAAAAUGCUUUUGAAAACUAUUAUUUUAAUUUAUGGAUUGAUUAUUAUACUAAUUUAUCGAGAAGGAAAUACUUUGAAUUAUUUAUCAAAGGAAUGUGAUAGUAAAUCAGAAUGGGGCCCAUGGCGUUGUCCUGGUAUAGGAACAAAAUGUACUGCUAACAUUGCAACACGUUAUAAAUGCAUCGGUGGAAAUUGUACAAGUGACAGUCUAUGUGCUAAACUUGAAAAUCAUACUCAAUCAGAUUCCUGCGUAAAAGUUCUUCAACGUGGUGAAUGUGAACCUUGGUGGACCAACUGGUCAUCGUGGUCUAAAUGUACAACAACUUGUAGAUUCCAUGAAAAACAUCGUUCCCGGUUUUGUACAGGAGCUUUUAAUUAUAAUAGUUACAAAUUUAAGGUAAAAGAUUCAAUUUUAAAAUCUUGUGCAUCUAUCGAAAGAAUACACGAAGGAAUUGAAAAAGUCUCUUGUCCUGUAAGUCGCCUAUGUUCAGCUAUUAAUGGUGGUUGGAGUCAAUGGAGUGAAUUCACUGAAUGUUCUGUUACAUGUGGCAUAGGAAAACGUGUUCGACGUCGUCACUGUGAUCAUCCUAGACCACAAGAAGGUGGAUUAUACUGCAUAGGAACUGACCACCAAGAGCCCUUUGCGAGUAAACUAAACUGUCCACGUAGAAAAAGUGUCAAGUGAUGGAUAACGUUAAACGUUCAGUGUAUCCAACUUAAUGUAAUUAAAAUAGUGUUUAUUGAAUCAACUAACAAUUGCUAGAAAAAAUAAACAACUUAGAACAAUUACUCUUUUCGAUAAAUUUGGAUAACAUAAUAUGAAGACAAAGAUUACUAAAGAUCUGAAAAUCUGCAUCCUCUUAAAUAAAUAAUUUAGAUAUUCUCCAAACACACAAUACAUAUUCAUAACAAUCUAGUCUCCAUGACGUCAUUCACUUCAAGUUCACAGAUCAUCAAGUACUUCAUAUAUAUUUCGAUCUAAUUCAGCUGUGAGUUUUCUUUUUUCCUUUUCAAAUGCAACGUCAACAUUGCAUACUAUUUAUUUCCAUGACAGCAUUACUAAAAUUAUCUGUGAAUUAAUGCAGAUGGAUGCAACUGGCUCAUCUAGUUCGAAGAGCGUAAUGCUACUUAAACUAACUAAACAUAAUAUUAUUCCUGGUAUCUAUACUGGUUUACAUAAUUUUUAUUCUAGUGAUAACAACCCAUCAUUUUUCAAUAUUAUUUGCUUUUACUAAGAUAUCUUACUGAUAUGAACCUCUC
Messenger RNA from Schistosoma guineensis, 1291 nucleotides. The record is from the annotation of a GenBank genome assembly. Lineage: Eukaryota; Metazoa; Platyhelminthes; Trematoda; Strigeidida; Schistosomatidae.